Messenger RNA from Trichoderma citrinoviride, 3477 nucleotides. RefSeq lists its product as hypothetical. Lineage: Eukaryota; Fungi; Ascomycota; Sordariomycetes; Hypocreales; Hypocreaceae. The transcript has 2 exons. The record is from RefSeq and is a predicted model, not a curated record. Gene Ontology annotation, molecular function: lipid binding. Bases 1 to 3477 code for a protein of 1158 amino acids.
AUGGCUGGCAAGGAAGAUGUCGAACAUGCCCGGCACUAUGAAACUCCCUACAGCGAACGACACCCGAUCCCGACCAUUGGAAAGUACAAGGAGGAGAAAGAGGAGAGGCAGCAGAAUGCCCUAGACAACAACAACAAUGCAGAUGCCAUCCAUGAAGAGCAGCCUUCCCAGGAAGAAAUCGGGGGCGAUCGAAGUCAGGAUGACGAACCGGAAGCUUCUCAGUCAGAGAGCGACAACCCUAUACAGGACACCUCGGAAGUCGACCCCGAAGCACUCAAUCCACAAAAAUUAAAGAAGAAAAAAUCAGAGAAAGAAAGGGCAGAGCGUGAGGUUACAGAUCCGGUAACUCAUCUGUCUGUAAAGAUACACGACUUCACAGACAGUGCUCUGAAAGAAUUGGACGUGAACGAGGAUCCGUUUGAACAGUCCAAGAAAACCUCGGGCUUCGAAGAAAAGGACAAGUCGGAGACCGAACUUCGCAAAGAGCAAGGCCAUUCGCAAGAGAAGCAUCAGGCGUUGAUGGACCAGUUCCCGCCGCCCGAUCUCGAUCUCCUGCGCCAGGAAGUCGGUCGCGCAAGCAGCCACGGAUUUGUGAUUUCACUGGCUGGUGCAUGCGGCAUCUUCGUGGUGACCUGCAUGAUUCGCGAGGUGAUGCUCAUAGACGCCCAUCAAGAUCAAGGAUGGAAGUCUGCCGCUAAAAGGACGUUACCGUGGCUUGCCCUGGUUGCUGCGGGCGCAGGCGCAUUCUGUGUCCUGAUACUCGGUGUAAGAGACUGGACAGCGAAGAAAGUCGACGACGCCAUCCAGGACGAGAUCUGGCGCUCGCAGCGUCGGCAGAUGGAGAAGCAGGCCAAUAAACACGAAAGAGAGACGACUCUGUGGCUCAACUCCUUGCUCAGCUCCGUGUGGCCGCUCAUCAACCCCGAUCUAUUCUCCAGUCUGGCAGAUAUGCUGGAGGAUGUCAUGCAGGCUUCUUUGCCGAAAAUGGUGCGCAUGGUCAGUGUCGAGGACAUAGGGCAAGGCAGCGAAUCGAUGCGUAUCCUUGGGAUUCGAUGGUUGCCUACUGGAGCAGCUGCACAGGCCGUAAGCGAGGACGGCAAGGUCAUGUCCGAUCAAGAACAAAAGAAACGCAGCAAUACGAGCCUUGGAGAGGAAGAUGAUGCGGAUAGCGAAAGCGAUCAAUCCGUUUCACGGGGCAUGGAGGCGGAGGAAGGCGACUUCAUCAACCUGGAGGUUGCCUUCGCCUACAGGACACGGUCUACCAGCAAGUCCUUCAAGGAGCGAAGCAAAGAUAUGCACCUCUACUUGGCCUUUUACCUUCCUGGAAAUAUCAAGGUUCCCGUUUGGGUUGAUUUGCAAGGCGCAGUUGGCACCGUGAGGCUGCGUCUUCAGCUGACCCCUGAUCCUCCCUUCUUCGACCUGUGUACCCUGACACUCCUCGGCCAACCAAAAAUCGACUUGAGCUGUGUUCCUCUGAAUAAGCAUGGACUGAACAUCAUGGACGUGCCUUUCAUCAGCAAUUUCGUGCAGUCAGCUGUCGAUGCGGCAAUGGCCCAAUAUGUCGCACCCAAGAGUCUCACAUUGAAUCUCAAGGAAUUGAUUGCUGGCGAUGAUUUCAAGAAGGACACGUACGCAAAGGGUGUUAUCAUGGUUCACAUCAAGCGUGGAUACGAAUUCAAGAUGGGAGAUUCUGGCAUGCCACUUGUCAAAGAUUCCGCAUCAGAUCCAUACGUGUCCGUUGGAUGGGCGAAGUUUGGCAAGGUCAUCUGGAGCACGCGCAUUCUACAGGCCGAAAUGGAACCGUAUUGGAACGAGACGUGCUUUGUGUUGGUCACCCCCGAAGAACUCAACAUUGACGAACGACUGCGCAUUCAGCUUUGGGACUCUGACCGGUUCACGGCGGAUGACGACCUUGGGCGGAUUGAGGUGGAUCUCAAAGAGCUGAUGCAAAGGGAUGAGGCCAACGGGCGCAUGUGGCAUCGUACAGAUGGCUUCCGAGCACUCAAAUCUGGCGAGGAUAUGCCCGGGAAGCUCGAAUGGAGCGUUGGCUAUUUCUCAAAAGCAAGGAUCCAAAAAUGCCAAUUCGAGCAGCAGACUCAUGACCCGGAGAUUCGAUCAAUGGAGCAGCUCGAAGAAAAGGUCAGCAAGAGCUGCGACCGGAAGCUCCGAGAAGCCAUGCUGAAAGAGUCAUCGACGGAUCACGAUAAUGGAGAGCUGGAGCAGAUGAAGACGCAGGAGAUGAAGUCGGAACAAGACGCAAUGAUCAUUUCGGCACCGCCGCCAGACGACUAUCCAAGCGGCAUCUUUAGCUUGCAAAUUCACAACAUCACCGGGCUCGAAGUUCAGAAGUUGAGUAAGGAUCCGAACGACAAGGAUGGAAAUGCGAGCGACGAAGAGGCUGGGGAGGGUCUCCCGAGCGCAUAUUGCACUGUCAUCAUCAAUCAUAAGAAGACCUACAGAACGCGAACCAAGCCCCAAAACACAAAGCCCUUCUUCAAUGCAAGCUGCGAGCGCUUCAUUCGAGACUGGAAGUCCUGCGAAGUCUACGUCGCUGUGAGAGAUGCUAGGCUGCACGAGGAUGACCCGUUACUGGGCAUCGUCCAUCUACCUCUACGCGAGGUGUUCAAGAAUCGCUCGCAGAGGAACGGAUUCUGGCCCAUUUCUGGAGGCAUCGGCUAUGGAAAGAUUCGACUGUCCAUGGUCUGGCGCAGCGUCCAGCUUCAGGCUCCACGCAGUCUCCUCGGCUGGCAGUAUGGCACCGUCAACGUGCAGCCCGUCGUAACGAGUUCAGACUGCCCAGAAGAUCUGCGACAUGCGAAACUGAAGCUGAAAACCGACAUCAGCUCCGCCAAGAUGUACUCUCGAGGAUCCGAUGAGGCGACGUGGGCUGCGAGCAAAGAGCGGCCUAUCAAUCUUGCCGUGCAGACCAGGUACGCCAGCUGCUUGUCUAUUGCUUUCAAGGACAAGAAACUUUUGGGCAAGGAAAUUGUGGCUUUUAGCGUCUGCUGGCUGAAAGACAUUCCGGACGGAGAAGAAACGGCACUGGAGCUGCCAAUCUGGAAAGGCGAUUUCAACAGAGCUACAUCGUGCUGCUUGGACCAAUGUGGCGAAAGGAUCGGGACUCUCAAGCUCAAGGUCACAUUCUAUCCAGGCAUGGGCGCUGCGCAUUCAAAAUGGGCCAACAGUAGCGAGCAGCUCCGAGAGGUGGUCGAAGUCAUCGAUGCUGCAAGAGACAAUCUCAGGGACGAUGAGAUGGAAAAGGCCGCGGGGAUUGUGGACGAGGAAAUUUCGAGUGACAGCGAUAGCUCCGAUGAGGACGAAUAUGUCCCAGAUGGCAGUCCCGGGCAUAAGCAGGGUCCCAUUGACCAAGUACGAGACUACAAGCGGAGAGACAAAUCCCUGCACAGACAGCAUCGAGGCCUUAUGCAGUGGAAGGUAAGAGACUUUACAUAUAGGCUACGAGGAACAGAAAGCUAA